AUGUCUGAAACAACCAACAUAACCACAGACCAGUCAGCUCUUCUUGUCCUAAAAUCCCAUAUAACCCAUGAUCCACAAAACAUUUUGUCCGAAAAUUGGUCAACUUCUUCAUCCAUUUGCAGCUGGGUUGGUGUAACUUGUGGUGCUAAACACAAAAGGGUUACCAUGUUGAAUCUUUCUUAUAUGGGUCUUACUGGAACUGUUCCUCCACAACUUGGAAACCUUACUUUUCUUGUAGAAUUAAGAUUAGAAAACAAUAGUUUUCAUGGAUCCUUGCCCGUGGAAUUGACUCGGCUACGGCGGUUGAAGAUGAUCAAUUUUGGAUUUAAUAACCUGAUGAAAGGAGAGAUUCCUUCUUGGUUUGGAUUGUUUCCAAAACUUGAAUCCUUGAAUUUGUAUGGUAAUCAGUUUACAGGUUUAUUACCUACUUCCAUCUUCAAUUUGUCUUCGUUACAAAUAAUGAGUUUCAAAAAUAACCAGCUUACAGAAAUUCCAAAGGAGAUUGGUCACGUGAACAGCCUUGAGGUGUUGUCCAUACGAUACAAUGCCUUAACAGGGCCUUUUCCUUUGUUUGUCCUCGAUAUUUCUUCUUUGAAAAAUUUGAGUUUCACAUAUAAUAAUCUAUCCGGUAGCCUGCCAAACAGUAUCUGUGAAAGUGUUCCUAAUCUCAAACUGUUGGCUUUAGCUCACAAUCAGCUUGGUGGCACCAUUCCAUCCCAAUGGUCUCAAUGCAAAAAUCUUCAAUUUUUGUUAUUAUCAUAUAAUCGCUUUGUUGGAAGCAUACCCAGAAAUAUUGGAAACUUGACAAUUCUGAAGGAGCUUUAUCUUGGGCCCAACAACUUAACAGGUAUAGUACCCAGUGAGAUUGGUGAUCUUCAAAAUCUUGAGGUAUUAGUCCUCCAAGUGAACCAUUUCAGUGGACCCAUGCCACCUAAAUUCUUCAAUAUUUCUUCAAUGAGGAUCAUUGGACUAGCAGUUAAUCACUUGUCAGGCCAAUUUCCAUCACAUACAAGUUUCCUAUUUCCCAACCUUAAGCAGCUUGUCAUAGGAAUGAACGAUUUCACUGGUCCAAUCCUCAAUUUUAUAUCGAAUGCUUCUCAACUCACCCAAAUUGAUAUUCCAUACAAUUCAUUCUAUGGCACUGUUACAAGUAAACUUUGUUCUUUACGAAAUAUCCAAUGGCUUAACUUAGCCUUCAACAAUUUUACCAUUGACUCUUCAGACAACUUCUUCACUUCUUUAUCAGAUUGUAAAUAUCUUAGAUUGUUAGAGUUGGAAAGCAACCCAUUGAAUGCAAUGCUUCCAGAUUUUGGUGGGAAUCUUUCUUCUUCCCUCCAAUAUUUUGGAGUCAUUAAUUGCUCAAUGAAGGGCAAUAUUCCUAAACAAAUUGGGAGUUUAAGCAGCUUAAUUACCUUAAAGUUGGAUGACAAUGACUUGACUGGAUCCAUUCCACCUACAAUUGGAGGACUCCAAAAGGUUCAAGGUAUAUAUUUGAAUGGAAACGAGGUACAAGGAUUUAUACCUUCAGAAAUUUGCCACUUAGAGAGCCUGGUUGAGUUGUUUUUGGCCAAUAAUAAGCUCAUUGGGUCUAUACCAGAAUGCUUGGGAAAUCUCAGUUCUCUAAGAACUCUCUCAUUGAACUCCAAUGGAUUGAAUUCCACAAUUCCAAACGCAUUAUGGAGUCUUGUAUAUAUCUUGACAGUGAACCUCUCAUCCAAUUCUCUUGUUGGAUCUCUCCCUUUGAAUGUUGAGAACUUGAAAGUUCUGAUAGCAAUAGAUUUAUCAAAAAAUGAGCUUUCAGGCAACAUACCAAGUACCAUUGGGAGUCUUCAGAAUUUGCUGGAAGGAGAAAUCCCUACUGGAGGACCUUUUGUGAAUUUCUCAGCUCAAUCAUUUUUGUCAAACAAUGGACUUUGUGGUGCACCUCGGCUGCAAGUAUUGCCAUGCACAAGGAAAGAAACUCAUAAAUCAAGAAAUGCAACAGAAACUAUAGGUGUGCUGAGGAUUACUUUGCCAGUGGUUUCAUCAAUAUUACUUAUAUUGGCACUUGCAUGUUUGUUCGUGAGAUGCAAAAAAGAUAAGGCUUUGAAAAUUUCGAGUGAGGCCACCUUGAAACUUCCAUCAACAUGGACAGAGAUUUCACAUAAAGAGCUGCUGGAGGCAACGAAUGGCUUCAACGAAGCAAACUUACUCGGUACAGGGAGUUUUGGCUCUGUAUAUGAAGGAAAACUCAAUGAUGGAUUGCAUGUUGCAAUAAAAGUUUUCAAUCUGAAUUUCGAAAAGGCAUGUAAGAGUUUUGAUGCUGAAUGUGAAGCAUUAUUCAAUCUCCACCAUCGGAAUCUUAUCAAAAUUUUGAAGGCUCACAAUGGAAAUGAAUUCAAAGCCUUGGUGCUACAAUUCAUGCCUAUGGGAAGCCUUGAGAAGUGGUUGCAUAAUUGUAACUACAAUCUAAAUAUGUUACAAAGAUUGAACAUAAUGAUUGAUGUUGCAUCUGCAUUGGAAUACCUUCAUCAUGAUUAUUCAGAGCCUGUUGUUCAUUGUGAUAUAAAGCCUAGCAACAUACUUUUAGAUGGAGAUAUGGUUGCUCAUGUUGCUGAUUUCGGAAUUACAAAAAUGUUAGGCAAAAACGCUUUGAUGACACAAACCAAAACCCUAGCCACUAUUGGGUAUAUGGCACCAGGUAAUAUAGUUUUCGAGCUAUAGUUUCAUUUUGCUUGUUUAUACAACCCUUCUUUAACAUUGUUGGAUAUUUCUCUGCAGAAUAUGGACUAGAUGGGAUUGUUUCCACAAAAGGAGAUGUGUACAGUUAUGGUAUUUUGCUUAUGGAAACUUUCACAGGAAAAAAGCCUACAGAUAAAAUGUUUGUUGAAGAUUUGAGCUUGAGGAAAUGGGUUAGGGAAUCAUUCUCUUUGGAAUUCACAGAAGUUGCAGAUAAGGAAUUGUUGGGUGAAGAAAAAGCACAUAGACCUGUCAUAAAAGUUUGUUUAUCAUCCAUCUUGGACUUGGCCCUGAAUUGUUCUCUAGAGACACCAGAGACGAGGAAAACUAUAAAGGACGUUUCAAUUUCACUUCAUAAAAUCAGAAGGAGGUUCUUGAAGGAAAUUCAGUAUACAUAAUAAGCUCAAACCCCCGUAGUUGCAUUGUAUAACCACACUCAUAUUUCACUUUGAAGGAAUUGCAAUGUUUUCAGAGUACCAGAAGCAUAAUAAAUUGAA
Ziziphus jujuba (common jujube) is the source of this 3215-nucleotide messenger RNA. RefSeq names its product LRR receptor-like serine/threonine-protein kinase FLS2. Gene Ontology annotation, molecular function: protein kinase activity; ATP binding; protein binding. The record is from RefSeq and is a predicted model, not a curated record. The coding region runs from base 1 to 2703 and encodes 900 amino acids. Gene Ontology annotation, biological process: protein phosphorylation. The transcript is spliced from 4 exons. Lineage: Eukaryota; Viridiplantae; Streptophyta; Magnoliopsida; Rosales; Rhamnaceae.